AUGGCGCAGGGCGAGAAGAGGACUGCGGCGGAGGUCAAGGCAAAGCUCGCCGAGCGGCAGGCGCGGUGGAUGCGGGAGCGCCAGGCCGAGGCGGACAAGCGCGGCGUCGUGCAGGAGAUGGCGCGGGAGCGCGUGCCGCCGCCUGCGACGAGCGUCGCGCCUGCUCCUGCGCGCGUCGAAGCCGCGGCUGUCGCACGGCCGGACAGGCUGGGCAGCGUGCCGACGGAGCGCGCCCACGUGCAGGUGGCGGCGAGCACGGACCGCGGCGUGGCGGCGUUCGAUCCUGAGGAGGUGAUUUCGCGUCUCACGGAGCGGUUGACAGACCGGUUGCGCGUGGAGCUCCGCGACGAGGUGGAGCGGGAGCACCGCGCGGCGCAUGUGGCGAAGCAGCUCGCGGAGAUGAACGAGAGGACGGUCCUGGAGGGAGUGCUGAUGCGGGAGAUUGAGAGCCACACGUGCGCGGUGUGCUAUGAAUUGAUGGUUGCUCCGCAGCGCACUCCGGUGCUGUUGUUUCCCUGCGGGCACACGUUCUGCCAGGCGUGCCUGGACCAGCACCUCCGCGUGCACGGCAAGAACGCGUGUCCGUUCUGCAGGAAGCCAGUACAGAGCCGAGCACACAACAUCGCGCUGCAGCAGCUCAUUCAAGCCUUCGUGGCCAAGCGCGAGCGAGCGCGCGAGGCCGGGGACGACCCCGCGGCGGUGUCGUGGCCCGGCGGCGUCGGCGCGAGCGGCGGCGCUGCCCCGGGGGACCUGGCGUCCGCCGCUGCGGCAGCGGGACUGGCGCCCGCCGGGGCCUCGCCGCAGAAGCCGGCCGGCCCGCACGACAGAGACCGCGACGAGUACCUACGGCGAAGAGACCAGGUGCUCGUCCGGUGCCGGGUGCUUGCCAACGAGCUCGAGGACACGCUGCACAAGGCGUCCGCGAUCGAGCCGAGGGUCGCGCGCGGCGUCGCGGCCGUCGAGGACGCAGAAGAGUGCGUCGCGCGCGCACACGCGGAACUCGCCCGGGCGCAGGCGGCGCUCGAGCGCGCGCAGGCGGCGGUGGUGGAGCGCAAGAGCGGGCUCGAGGCGCUGCGGGCGGAGCACGAGAACGAGAUGCAGAAGGCCGAGCUGAUCGAGAGGACAUUAGAGCCGCUGCGCGCGGAGGCGGAGAAGCUCGCGUGCCUUGCGGAGGCGUGCGGGCCGUAG
Molecule: messenger RNA, 1188 nt
Organism: Pedinophyceae sp. YPF-701
Lineage: Eukaryota; Viridiplantae; Chlorophyta; Pedinophyceae
Source: the annotation of a GenBank genome assembly